AAAGAGAGAGAUACAGAACCCGUUAGUGAAAGACGUAGAUUUUAGCCGGCGUAUUGACAUCUCUGACAUGCUACUCUGCGUGAGGAAGGGAAUAGAGAAGAGAAGGAGAGAAGAUCCUCCAUAUAGGGCCUUACACAGAAGAAGUUCGUAUCUGUAAGAUUUCCAAGGUUCCUCUCAGCUCCAGUGAUUCAAGGAGAUAGCCAUGAAACUUCCUAUCAAUGUUUUUGUCCUUACAUUCUGCGUGGUUUCUGCGCAUGGUCAAAUGCGAAGGCCAACCAUCUGCCAUCAACCGCCCGUAACUGGCCCCUGCCGAGCCCGUAUACCAGCCUGGUAUUAUAAUCCUCGAACUUACUCCUGUGAAGAAUUCACCUAUGGCGGCUGCGGUGGAAACGAGAAUCGAUUCGACACGCAAAGAAUGUGCGAAGCGACGUGUUUACCCCAAAGGGGAAGACCGAAUGCCUGUGAGCAACUGCCCGAAACUGGUGUCUGCCGAGCCCGCAUACCAAGAUGGUUUUAUGAUUUUCGAUCAAGGACUUGCAAAAUUUUCACCUAUGGCGGUUGUGGCGGAAAUGAGAAUCAAUUCGAUUCUGAAGGAAUGUGUCAGGCGACAUGCCUACCAACACAUAGAAGAAAAAUCGUCUGCAGUGCCGACCCAAAUCCUCAACAGUGCUGGUGGGGUCCCAGAUGGUUCUUUAAUGCUUCACUCAGCAUCUGCCAGCGGCUUCCGGUUGGCCACUGCGCACGCACUGCUAACAGUUUUCCAACGUGUGUGCAGUGCAUGAGUCGUUGCACGAAUUACAACGCAAGAGGGGCGUGCCGCGAAAUCUUCAGGGCGCUCCCUGGACCCGGAGAGCCGGAAUAAGAUUUAAUCCAAGGCCCUCCUUUGGAUUAUGGAGAGAGUAAUCUUAUUAAUAAAGGGAAAAUGAGACAUCUA
Molecule: messenger RNA, 934 nt
Organism: Dermacentor andersoni
Lineage: Eukaryota; Metazoa; Arthropoda; Arachnida; Ixodida; Ixodidae
Product: kunitz-type serine protease inhibitor A-like
Molecular function (GO): serine-type endopeptidase inhibitor activity
Source: RefSeq, a predicted model, not a curated record